GCGGCUGCAGCAGCACUCACGCCGGCUCCACCCGAAGCUCGCAGCUCACAGGGGAGCCAGGCUCCUGAUCUUGCCCAGCGCCAUGGACGUCUUCAAGAAGGGCUUCUCCAUCGCCAAGGAGGGCGUGGUGGGCGCCGUGGAGAAGACCAAGCAGGGGGUGACGGAAGCCGCCGAGAAGACCAAGGAGGGGGUCAUGUAUGUGGGAGCCAAGACCAAGGAGAAUGUGGUGCACAGCGUGACCUCAGUGGCUGAGAAGACCAAGGAGCAAGCCAACGCCGUGAGCGAGGCUGUGGUCACCAGCGUCAACACCGUGGCCACCAAGACCGUGGAGGAGGCGGAGAACAUUGUGGUCACCUCUGGGGUGGUGCGCAAGGAGGACUUGAAGCCACCUGCUCCCCCACAGGAGGGCGAGGCAGCCAAAGAGGAAGCGGAAGCGGCUGAGGAGGCCAAGAGCGGGGGAAAGUAGAGAGCUGAAAGCCGGCCGGAGGCCCCAAGGAACACCCUGGGACCCCAUCCCCGGCCGGGACAAGGAGUGCCCAGCCCCUGCAGGCUGCCAGCGCCCCCUGCACCUGCUGCUGCCACGACCCUCACCUCCUGCCUUGGCCCCUCCGGGCUCUGGGCCUUCUGACCCCACAAAUGCUGCUGUGAGUUUUUUUUUUUUUAAUGAUUCCAAAUAAAAUUUG
Messenger RNA from Lepus europaeus (European hare), 683 nucleotides. It is a transcript of the gene SNCG, whose product is annotated as synuclein gamma. Lineage: Eukaryota; Metazoa; Chordata; Mammalia; Lagomorpha; Leporidae. Gene Ontology annotation, cellular component: cytoplasm; axon terminus; neuronal cell body. The record is from RefSeq and is a predicted model, not a curated record. Bases 83 to 466 code for a protein of 127 amino acids. Gene Ontology annotation, molecular function: cuprous ion binding. The transcript is spliced from 5 exons. Gene Ontology annotation, biological process: chemical synaptic transmission; synapse organization; synaptic vesicle endocytosis.